Molecule: messenger RNA, 1060 nt
Organism: Solanum verrucosum
Lineage: Eukaryota; Viridiplantae; Streptophyta; Magnoliopsida; Solanales; Solanaceae
Product: homeobox-leucine zipper protein ATHB-13-like
Exons: 3
Coding region: 2-925 (307 amino acids)
Biological process (GO): positive regulation of DNA-templated transcription
Cellular component (GO): nucleus
Molecular function (GO): sequence-specific DNA binding; DNA-binding transcription factor activity, RNA polymerase II-specific
Source: RefSeq, a predicted model, not a curated record
CAUGAUUUCUGGUACUAGAGGGAUCAUGGCUUUUCUUCCUUGUAGUACACCUGAUAUUUCCCUCAAUUUUCAAGAUAAUAAUCAUCACCUUCCUUCCACUUCUCCUAAACUAUUUUCUUCUCCUUCUCUUCCUCAUCAAGAUCACUUCAAUCAUGGUGUACCAUCAAUGUUAAUGAGGAGAUCGAUGUCGUUUUCUGGUGUGGAGAGGUGCAAUAAUCAUGUGGAGGAUAAUGAAAUGUCGGAUGAGGAUGGAUCAUCGCAAUUACUAGGGGAGAAGAAGAGGAGGCUUAAUAUGGAACAAGUGAAGGCACUGGAGAGAAGCUUUGAAGUGGCUAAUAAGCUUGACCCUGAGAGGAAAAUACACUUGGCUAGAGCUUUAGGGUUGCAGCCCAGGCAGAUUGCUAUAUGGUUCCAGAAUAGAAGAGCAAGGUGGAAGACUAAGCAAUUGGAAAAAGAUUAUGAGAUCUUGAAAAGACAUUUUGAUUCACUUAAGACUGAUAAUGAUGCACUCAAGGCUCAAAACAAGGAACUUCAUUCCGAGCUGCAGUUAUUAAGUGUGAAGAAGAGAGAAUCAUCAGGCGCAAUAAUUAUGUUUAAUCUAAACAAAGAAAACGAAGGAUGUUGGAGUAAUAACGGAAGUGACGACAACAACAACAACAACAGCAUAGACGUAAAUCUGGGAACAAGGACAUCAUCAGGUGACAGUCCAUUUUACUCCAAGAAUAAUGUUUUUCCACCCGAACCCGGCCCAGUCCCUCUGGCCCAGUUCCUUCAGAGCUCAUCAACACCACCUGAUCAUCUCACCCAUUGCAACAAGAAUAAUAUUGAUCCAACGGCCCAACAUGAAGGAUUCUGCAACAUGUUUACUCCAGUUGAUGAUCAGACCAAUUUUUGGCCAUGGCCAGAGCAGCAACACUUUAAUUAGUUCAUUUAUUUUCUUUAAUAUUAUUAUUAUAUCACCAUCCUUUUGUUCUUAUUCAUAAUAGUUUAAAUUCUUUUGGGUGUAUAGCAAAUCAUGUAACAAUUAUUACCAAUCAGAAAUGGAUUUUCUUUCUUUUUU